This is a messenger RNA of Eremothecium gossypii ATCC 10895, 897 nucleotides long. RefSeq names its product Pho86p (gene PHO86). The transcript has a single exon. The record is from RefSeq and is marked provisional. Lineage: Eukaryota; Fungi; Ascomycota; Saccharomycetes; Saccharomycetales; Saccharomycetaceae. Bases 1 to 897 code for a protein of 298 amino acids.
AUGGUUGUUCCACAGCUAGAUCCUAAGCUUACAAACCCCAUUGACAACGAUGCGCCACCCACCAUCUACGGAUCGGCACUGACUCCAGAGCUCGCUACAGCCGCUUUAAACCUUCCGAUCGACUUUCUGAAGCAGAAGGAGUCGCUCGCGAACAAGCACGUAGCGCGCCAUCCGAUCACGUUGUCGGUAAUAAUGUUGGCUGUUGCAGUCUAUAUGGGAAACAGCUGUGUGCUACCUGCCGGUCCGUCACAGUCGGUGAUCGAGCAGCUGACGGCAUUCGCCGUGCUGAACAAGAAAGAGCUCAUCAGCGCUAUUAUUGUGCUGUGUGUCGUGUCGUCGCUGACCAUUACUACACUCGCCAAGAUGAAUGCGGCGUUGUUUAAGAGCAAGACAGACGCGAUUUUGGAGUCAAAGGGUGCUAAUAUCUUUAAGGUGAACCUGUCAAACCUUGCCGAGGGCGACUCCGAGGUUGCGAAGAGUGAGGAAGUUAACAACACGCACGUCGUGGUCUACCGGGAAACCCCCAUCGCGCUGGUUUCGGUCAAGGAGAACAAGGGGCUAUCUACCAAGGACACGCUCGUCGUGGGAGUUUCUACCAUCGGCUGCCGUUUCGUUUAUUUGAAAAGUGGAAUACUAGAAGACCUUUUGGACUGGGCACUAGUCAGGACCAAGAAGAUACAGAAACAGUCGGGCAAGUAUUCAACCGGCCAGUCGAUGAAGCUUCUCGUGGAUGUCUAUUCGUUUGAUAAAUACAUGAAGAGCCUCCUCAAGAAGAAGGGAUUCAGCCAUCUCGAGAGCUUUAAGUUGCCCGAGGACAGGAUACUCAGUAGUAUCUUUGGAGUACGCAGAGAAUUAUGGGGUGUGCAAUUCCACUUUGAAUCCGCAGAGGAAAAAUGA